Messenger RNA from Papaver somniferum (opium poppy), 3097 nucleotides. Its product is annotated as alpha,alpha-trehalose-phosphate synthase [UDP-forming] 5-like. The transcript has 5 exons. The record is from RefSeq and is a predicted model, not a curated record. Lineage: Eukaryota; Viridiplantae; Streptophyta; Magnoliopsida; Ranunculales; Papaveraceae. Gene Ontology annotation, biological process: trehalose biosynthetic process. Gene Ontology annotation, molecular function: catalytic activity. Gene Ontology annotation, cellular component: cytosol. Bases 295 to 2862 code for a protein of 855 amino acids.
AAAGAAAAUACAAGCAUAAAGAAUGCCACUUAUUUGCGUGAAAGUUCAGUCCUUCUCCAGAACCCAAGUGAAAAGGUUGUGUUCAUUAAAAAUCGCUCUUUCUCAUGUUUGUUUGCUUUCCCAAACAGUACUCACAAUGGUGUCCGGGAAAGAUCAUGAAUGAUCAAGGAUCUUGAGAAGCUCUUUCUGGUUGCUACAACCAAGAUCACUGGGCUUGAUUGUAUGAAUUGGUGAAAAGAAGAAAUCAUUUGAAUAAACUUUCCUGUUUUUGGUGCUCUUCAUACAUUAUUCAUAAUGGUUUCAAGGUCUUAUUCCAACCUUUUGGACCUUGCAUCGGGUGAUACUUCAACAUUUGGCCGUGUUGGAAAGAGGCUUCCUAGAGUCAUGACUGUGGCAGGGAUAAUCUCUGAACUGGAUGAUGAUAAUUGCAAUAGUGUUAGUUCAGAUGUUCCGUCCUCAAUCUCUCAGGAACGAAUGAUCAUAGUUGGAAACCAACUUCCUCUACGCGCCCAUCGAAGAUCCGAUGGUGGGGGUUGGAAUUUCAGCUGGGACGAGGACUCGCUUCUUUUACAGCUCAAAGAUGGUCUAGGAGAAGAUGUUGAAGUGAUCUAUGUAGGUUGCUUACGAGAGGAAAUCGAUCCGAGUGAACAAGAUGAUGUUGCUCAAACCUUGCUUGAGACCUUUAAAUGUGUUCCCGCAUUUCUUCCACCUGACCUAUUCACUAGAUUCUACCAUGGUUUUUGCAAGCAGCACUUGUGGCCUUUGUUUCACUACAUGCUUCCCCUCUCACCUGAUCUUGGUGGCCGGUUUGAUCGUUCUCUCUGGCAAGCUUAUGUGUCUGUCAACAAGAUAUUUGCGGAUAAAGUAAUGGAAGUAAUCAACCCUGACGACGAUUUUGUGUGGGUUCACGAUUACCAUUUAAUGGUGCUACCAACCUUUUUGAGAAAGAGGUUUAAUAGGGUGAAGCUUGGGUUUUUCCUUCAUAGUCCGUUCCCGUCAUCUGAAAUCUACAGGACACUUCCUGUUCGGGAUGAGCUUCUUCGAGCCCUACUAAAUUCUGAUCUAAUUGGUUUCCACACUUUCGAUUAUGCCAGGCACUUCCUUUCAUGCUGUAGUAGAAUGCUUGGCCUAGCUUAUCAGUCCAAACGAGGUUACAUAGGGCUCGAGUACUAUGGUCGCACAGUCAGUAUUAAAAUUCUCCCUGUAGGAAUUCACAUGGGUCAGCUUCGGUCGGUGAUGAAUCUUCCGGAGACUGAAUCACGAGUUGCUGAGCUAAUGGAUACAUUUAAAGGUCAAACUGUGUUGCUGGGAGUUGAUGACAUGGACAUUUUUAAAGGGAUCAGCUUGAAAUUGCUCGCUAUGGAACAACUGCUCAUGCAACACCCUCAUUGGAGGGGAAAGGUUGUGUUGGUUCAAAUAGCAAACCCUGCAAGAGGAAGAGGGCGAGAUGUCCAAGAGGUUCAAAGUGAGACUUGCUCAACCGCAGAGAGGAUAAAUGCGAAAUUUGGGAGACCUGGUUAUAAACCAGUGAUUUUGAUUGAUACCCCACUUCAGUUUUAUGAGAGAAUUUCUUAUUACAUGAUUGCUGAAUGCUGUCUUGUUACAGCAGUGAGGGAUGGUAUGAAUCUCAUACCUUACGAAUAUAUUAUAUGCCGACAUGGAAAUGAGAAACUAGAUGUGGCAUUGCAAGUAAACCCAUCCACCCUUAAGAAGAGUAUGUUGGUGGUGUCAGAGUUCAUUGGUUGUUCUCCAUCACUGAGCGGAGCGAUCCGUGUUAAUCCAUGGAACAUUGAUGCUGUGGCUGAAGCUAUGGACUCUGCCUUGGGGGUCCCUGAGUCUGAGAAACAGUUACGUCACGAAAAACACUACAGAUAUGUAAGCACACACGACGUGGGGUAUUGGGCACAUAGUUUCUUACAGGAUCUAGAGAGAGCAUGCAGGGAUCAUUUGAGGAGAAGAUGUUGGGGAAUUGGGUUUGGUUUAGGAUUUAGAGUUAUCGCACUUGACCCGAACUUCAGGAAGCUUUCAGUUGAGCAUAUAGUUUCUGCAUAUAAAAGAACAAAAAACCGAGCUAUUCUGUUGGACUAUGAUGGUACUAUGAUGCCACAGACAUCCAUCAAUAAAACUCCGAAUCCGGAGGCAAUUGGUUUCUUGAACAGUUUGUGCAGGGACCCGAAGAAUGUUGUCUUCCUUGUUAGUGGGAGAGAUAAGACAACUCUGACUGAGUGGUUUUCAUCUUGUGAGAAGCUUGGUAUCGCAGCUGAACAUGGUUACUUCGCAAGGCUAAACCAAGACGAGGAUUGGGAAACUUGUGUGAAUGUGGUGGACUUUGACUGGAAACAGACUGCAGAGCCCGUGAUGAAGUUGUACACUGAAACAACUGAUGGUUCUACUAUAGAGACCAAAGAGAGUGCACUUGUUUGGCACUACCAGUAUGCAGAUCCAGAUUUUGGGUCAUGCCAGGCUAAGGAGCUACUUGAUCACCUAGAAAGUGUUCUUGCGAACGAGCCAGUCUCUGUCAAGAGUGGCCAACAUAUUGUCGAAGUUAAACCUCAGGGUGUCAGCAAGGGUCUGGUAGCAGAACGUCUCCUAUCAACAAUGCAACAAAAGGGCAUGCUACCUGACUUUGUUCUUUGCAUUGGUGACGAUCGAUCAGAUGAGGACAUGUUUGAAGUCAUAACAAGUGCGGUGGAAGGCCCGUCUCUCUCCCCUGUAGCUGAAGUUUUUGCUUGCACGGUUGGCCAAAAACCAAGCAAAGCAAAGUACUAUUUGGAAGACACUACAGAAAUAGUCCGAAUGUUACAAGGACUUGCUACAGCUUCAGAUCAGGCCACAAGGAGCUCAUCUCAACUUUCUCACUGAAUGCUGCUGAUGAAAACAAGCCGAAAAGUGUGUCCGAGGACAUUUAUCCUACUGUUUUUGAUUUAUUUGCGUGUUUUGCCUUUCUUCUAAUUUAAACUAAUUACUAAUCCCUCCGUUUCAUAAAGACAGUCCGCUUUGACUUUCUCAAAAUAUUAAGGGGACCAUAUUAUUUUACUUGACUAUCCUUAGUUACUUACCUAUUUUAUUUUAAUAAAAAUGAUAGCAAUAAAGACAA